AUGCGCCUAUUCUCAAGCUUGGCUCUCGUAAGCUGCUUGCUCGGCACUCGUCUUAUUUUGUAUGUGUACCAGCUCCUUGCGUCCCCGCUCUGGUCCAUUCCAGGACCAUGGCCAGCCCGCUUCACCAAGCUAUGGUACUUUUGGAAGCUUCGAGGCGGCCAUUUCGAAGCCGUCAAUAAAGAUCUUCAUGACAAGUACGGCCCAAUUGUGCGAUACGCUCCAAAUCGCUAUAGCUUCAAUGAUACUCAUGCCUCCAAGGCAAUUUACGGGCUUGGCAAUCAUUUCACCAAGUCUGAUUGGUAUGAUGCAUCAAGCAAUCCUGGCGCCUGGAGCCUGUUUGCAGACCGCGAUGUUUCGCGUCACGCCAGAAAUCGAAGACUGUACCAGAAUAUCUAUAGCAUGAGCUCAGUCGUGGCCUAUGAGGGCUUCGUCUUUGAGUGUGCUGAGCUUUUCUGCGAGCGACUCACCGAGUUAGCCCAGUGGGGAUUGCCCUUCAAUAUGGGCUAUUGGUUACAAUGUUACGCGUUCGAUGUCAUAGGUUGUAUCACGUACUCGAAGCGACUUGGCUUUCUCGAUAAAGGAGAGGACGUCGGCCAGGUCAUCUCAGCUCUUGAGGAUAAUCUGGUCUAUGCGGCACUGAUAGGCGUUUACUCUUGGCUUCACCCGUAUCUUUUCGCCGCGUGGAACUUCUUCGCCGGAGGGACUGGCGCUGGCCGAGAAUAUGUCAUGAACUUCACGAGGGGGUGUAUGACAGAUUUCCAAGCCUCACCUAAGGCAAUGGCGUUCAAUCGAGAGGACAUCGGCCCAAGGACAGCGAGCUCUAUCCUUUCGAAGUUCUUCGCCAAACACAGGGACAACCCGGAUACCUUCACAUCUUACCAUAUCUUAGUCGGCUGCACCAGCAACAUGGUGGCUGGUUCUGACACUACUGCCAUUUCUCUGUCCGCAAUCAUAUACUACCUGCUAAACAAUCCUACGGUCCUUCGGAAGCUCCGCGAUGAGAUUGACGCAGUCUAUGAUGCGGAUCAGAUUGAUAAGAAUCAACACAUCGGCUUCAAAAGAACACAAGAGAUGAAGUACCUGCAAGCUACCAUCAAGGAGGCUUUGCGAAUGCACCCAGCCACAGGAUUGCCUCUGGAAAGGGUUGUGCCCGAAGGCGGAGCUACCAUAUGCAAUCAUUUUUUCCCCGAGGGCUCGGUCGUUGGUAUCAACACUUGGAUCGAGAAUCGGAAUCCAAGUAUAUACGGCACGGACGUGGACAAAUUCCGGCCUGAGAGGUGGUUGACCGAAGACACAGCGAAACUAUCAAUGAUGAAUGAACAUUGGAUGCCAUUUGGUGCUGGUUCUCGCACAUGCAUUGGCAGACACAUCUCGCAUCUAGAGAUGUCGACAUUGAUCCCGACUAUACUUCGCCAGUUUGAGUUUCAACUCUCGGGGGAGCUCGCAAAGUCUGGGGCAGAGUGGAAAACUACGAACAACUUUUUCGUGAAGCCGAGAAACUUCAUCCUGCAGGUCAAGACCCGCGAGUUGUGA
Neoarthrinium moseri is the source of this 1533-nucleotide messenger RNA. RefSeq lists its product as uncharacterized. The transcript is spliced from 4 exons. Gene Ontology annotation, molecular function: iron ion binding; heme binding; oxidoreductase activity, acting on paired donors, with incorporation or reduction of molecular oxygen. NCBI's taxonomy places the organism in Eukaryota, Fungi, Ascomycota, Sordariomycetes, Amphisphaeriales, Apiosporaceae. Bases 1 to 1533 code for a protein of 510 amino acids. The record is from RefSeq and is a predicted model, not a curated record.